UUUCCCCAAGCUUCUACCAGUACCUGGUUGGUAAAGUGAAGACCAUUGAGGCCCCAAUUGAGGAUAUACCUGAUACUGAAGUCAGGAAUGUUCUCCUUGAGAUUAAGAAUGCUAGAACAUUGGAGGAAACUCGUGGAACUCGCAGAUAAGCACUCCAGCAUGCUUCAGACAGCAGGAUGCUAUCGAUGCCUGAGGACACUGGGGGAUAAGGAAAAAGUUGUGGAUGGUUACAUCCAGUGGUACUUCACCUACCGCAACCAUGUUUCCUUCCAGAGGUUCAAGGAUGGCCUGGCUACCCUCAACUUUUUCAACGCUCUGGAACAGCAUCCCUCCAUUUUCCUGCCCUACAUGUGUUACAGAGCGGAAGACCUGACAGCUGAGAGUGUAGAGUCACUGUUCCGUCCACAAUUGAGCCCAACUGGUAGCUCAAAUCGCCAUGAGGAGGAGAGAGUGCUUGGCUACUGGCUGGACUACUUAAUCGCUGUAAAAGAGGACGGGUCAGGGAUGUCUCUGGAGGAUAUUCUAAUGUUUGCAACAGGCCUGAAAGAAAUCCCAGCAGCAAAAUUAAUACCACAGCCUCAACUCACAUUCCAGAAACACUCAAGGUUUCCUGAGGCUAAUGUCUGCGCUAACACAAUAAAACUCCCGAUCUUACCCUCAUAUGAAAUCUUUGAGGAAGCCAUGAAUUAUGGAAUCAAGAACGCCCCUGGAUUUGGGCUCCAUUGAGGUGUCAAUCAGAAAUUAACAUUCGUGGCAAAUUUGCAUUACUGUUGUUACUGUUUGCAUUGCACUUUACUGUUUGUACUGUUACAUUGUUUACAGAAAUCCAAUUUUUUUUUUAUAAGAGAAGUUGCACGUUUCUCUAUUUGGAAACUUUUUGUGGCAGAUUUGCAUUGCUCUUACUGUUCGCACUUUACUGUUUGUCAGUACUGUCACAGUUUAAAUAAAUAAAAUCAUUUAUAUAAGAAAAUGUAAGUUUGUCUAUUCUGAAACAUUUUGCAAGGGCCGUCAGAAUGAAGUUUAUUUGUUGUUCCAUAAAUUGGUCAUGAAAUGUUACCGAUCUAACAUGAAAGUCACCUUUAGCUUCAGCAUACCGUAUUAAUCAACACUAGGUUAACCCCAAAAACAUACAUUGUGAUGGUUUAAAAAGUAAGGGAAAGUCAUUGCAAUCGAUUAAUAUCUUUGCUUUUAAUUUAACCAUCUGUCAAACAUUAAAGGUGUCCAUAUCAGUACACCACACUGGAGGCAAUGCUGUCUGAAAGAAAAU
Molecule: messenger RNA, 1267 nt
Organism: Cyprinus carpio (common carp)
Lineage: Eukaryota; Metazoa; Chordata; Actinopteri; Cypriniformes; Cyprinidae
Product: G2/M phase-specific E3 ubiquitin-protein ligase-like
Exons: 4
Coding region: 88-726 (212 amino acids)
Molecular function (GO): ubiquitin-protein transferase activity
Source: RefSeq, a predicted model, not a curated record